Messenger RNA from Entrophospora candida, 368 nucleotides. The record is from the annotation of a GenBank genome assembly. NCBI's taxonomy places the organism in Eukaryota, Fungi, Glomeromycota, Glomeromycetes, Entrophosporales, Entrophosporaceae.
AUGAAGAAUCACUUGCAGACUUGAACCAAUUAUUAGAAAUAGAUUCAAGUGAUGCAUGGGCUCUGAGAAUAUGUGGAGAAAUUUAUCAUCUGAUGAACAGACAUGAUGAAGAACUUGUGGAUUUAAACAGAUCGCUAGAGAUUAAACCAGAUGAUGUAUUAACAUUGAGAAUAUGUGGAGACAUUUAUUGUAAGAUGAAGAAAUAUGAAGAAGCACUUGAAGAUUCAAACAAAUCAUUAAAAAUAAAAGAUCAUUAUACAAAAGAUAUUGGUAGAGGUGGGUUUGAACCUGUAUAUGAAGCUUUUUGGCUGGAUGGAAAAAUUAAUGAUUGGAAUGUUGGACAAUGGAACUGUUUAGGAUGUCAGAGG